Messenger RNA from Epinephelus fuscoguttatus (brown-marbled grouper), 8669 nucleotides. RefSeq names its product zonadhesin, like (gene zanl). The record is from RefSeq and is a predicted model, not a curated record. Bases 1 to 8457 code for a protein of 2818 amino acids. NCBI's taxonomy places the organism in Eukaryota, Metazoa, Chordata, Actinopteri, Perciformes, Serranidae. The transcript is spliced from 53 exons. Gene Ontology annotation, molecular function: protein binding; calcium ion binding. Gene Ontology annotation, cellular component: extracellular matrix; membrane.
AUGGAAGCUCCUACUGGGUCAAAGCAGAAGGACAAGCGCAGGACAGCAGUAGUGCUGACCUCCUGCGACUUUAACCAGGACAGUGACCCAUUCUGCAGGUUCCGACAAGACACCGCAGACAACGGGGAAUGGACCCGACAUAAAGGUCCAACCCCAACCACUGGCACUGGCCCUUCUGGAGACUACCCUGAUGGAAAGGGCUUCUAUAUUUACCAGGAGUGUGACAAUGUGUCCAAUGGACAGAAAGUUCGUCUGCUCAGCCCUGCCCUCUCAUCACCCGCCUCUCAGAUCUGUGUUCAGUUUCGAUACUACAUGUAUGGCACAGACAGUAAGAAUGAGCUGAGGGUUCUGGCUGCAAGGCCCAGCAGUGAGGAAAUGGUCUGGAGGAAGACAGGCAUCCAGAGUCCAUCCUGGCUGAAGGGCUCUGUCACCGUGUCCAAACCCAGCAGUCAGACUGUCACUAUUGUGUUCGAGGCUCAGAGAGGUUUGAGUGCUUCCUGUGACACAUCUCUGGACAACAUUGUCAUCACUGAAGGAGCAUGUCCCUCCUGUGUGUCUGGCUGUGAUUUUGACACUAUUGGUGACCUGUGUGGGUGGACGAGUCAUAUUGAGGAUCCUGAUAUGUUUGGCUUUGAACAGUGGAACGGGCCAACGGACACUGAAGGCACUGGCCCUGAUGAUGACUUCUCCAAACCUGGAUUGGGCGCCUACAUGCUGAUGGAUUCUUUCGAGGCUGUCCCCGGAGUCAAGUCUCAGAUCAGAAGUCCUGUAAUGACCCAGUCGUCUGGAUGUCUGGACCUCACCUUCCACUACUACCUUUAUGGCACCAGCAAAAACAUGGAGCUCAGUGUCCACACCAUCACCACAGGUGGAAGCCUCGGACCUGUUCUCUUUACUGUCAAGGGGAAUCAGGGUCAGGGCUGGAAGCCUGCAGAGGUCCGGUACUUGGGAAAUGCUGCCAUUCAGUUUGUGAUUGUGGGUACCUAUGGAGAAACGUCUCAGACAGAUAUCGCUGUUGAUGCUGUGUGUGUCAUGGCCUGCAAAGCUCAGCCAACAACUCCUCUACCACCGGUAACAACUCCAAGACCAACAACGCCAAAACCAACAACUCCUGGGCCAACCACACCUAAACCAUCAACUCCAGGCCCAUCUACACUAAAACCAACAACUCCUGGGCCAACCACACCUAAACCAUCAACUCCAGGCCCAUCUACACCAAAACCAACAACUCCUAAACCAUCUACACCGAAACCAACAAUUCCCGGGCCAACCACACCUAAACCAUCAACUCCAGGCCCGACUACACCCAAACCAACGACUCCCAAACCGACGACGCCAAAACCAACAACUCCAGGGCCCACCACACCUAAACCAACAACUCCAAGCGCGACUACGCCAAAACCAACAACUCCUGGUCCAUCCACACCUAAACCAUCAACUCCAGGCCCCAGUACACCCAAACCAACGACUCCCAAACCGACGACACCAAAACCAACAACUCCUGGUCCAUCCACACCUAAACCAUCAACUCCAGGCCCAACUACGCCCAAACCAACAACUCCCAAGCCAACCACACUUAAACCAACAACACCAGGCCCCAGUACACCCAAACCAACUACACCUAAACCAACAAGUCCUGGACCAUCUACAGCAAAGCCAUCAACUCCUAAACCAACUACGCCCAAACCAGCAACUCCUGGUCCAUCCACACCUAAACCAUCAACUCCAGGCCCAACUACACCCAAACCAACAACUCCCAAGCCAACCACACCGAAACCAACAACACCAGGCCCCAGUACACCCAAACCAACUCUACCUAAACCAACAACUCCUGGACCAACUACACCAAAGCCAUCAACUCCUAAACCAACUACAGCUAAACCAACAACUCCUGAACCAACAACAACCAAGCCACCAAACCCAUGUCCUCCUGAUGCAGAGUAUAUAGACUGUGGUCCAGCUUGUAUACCCACUUGUAUGGAACCCUCCACCAACUGUACUGGCUCCUGUAUCACUGGCUGCUUCUGCAAACCAGGAUAUGUCUUCAAGGGAAGGCGAUGUGUGCCACUGGAGAAAUGUGGCUGUCUGGAUGAGCAUAAUAACUAUUAUGAGCCUGGCGAAAUUAUAUUUGGAGAUGGCUGCUCAAAGCUGUGUCGCUGUGCAGGGAACUACACUCUGGAAUGUGUUGAUAACUCCUGUGACCCCACUGAAGAGUGUCGCGAGGUCAAUGGUGUUGCAGGCUGCUAUCCUAAAGGUACAUCAACAUGCAUAGCAUCUGGUGAUCCCCACUACACCACCUUUGACAAACGCAAGUACAACUUCAUGGGCAACUGCAGCUAUUUGAUGUCUGGACCCUGCAAUAAAACAUCUCUGCCACACUUUGAGGUUCAUGCUGACAAUGAAAACCGCUUUAACAAGCCUACCAUCUCCUAUGUGAAGGCCGUACAUGUAUAUGUACACUCGCUGAAGAUCUCCAUCCUCAAAGGUGGUACGGUACAGGUGAAUGGGACCAAUGUAAACCUGCCAGUGAGUCCAGCCCCUGGUGUCUCUGUAUUCAAGUCAGGAAAGCACUACACAGUAUCCAUGAACUUUGGUGUGACAGUUCGUUAUGAUGGAAACCACUUCAUGGACAUCAAAGUGAUCAAAGAUUAUAAGGACAAGCUGUGUGGACUGUGUGGAGAUUACGAUGGAGAUGCCAAAGAUGACUUCCGUAAACCAGAUGGAUCAUUGACCAAUAAUGCCAAUGACUUUGGACACAGCUGGAACACUGAUCCAGAGUGUAAUAAGAAACCCAACACCACCAUCCCUGGGUGUGAAGAAGACCAGGAACUGUAUGAAAGCUCUGGAUACUGCGGCCUCCUGCUAGACAAAAAGGGCCCCUUCGCUGUGUGUCACCCCAAAGUCAACCCAAAUAAUUACUUCAGGGACUGUGUCUUUGACCUGUGUGAGCUGGACGGAGCCAAGCCCAUUCUGUGUGAAGCCAUAGAAGCCUACGUCAAUGAAUGCCAGGACCGCGGGGUAAACAUUGGACCCUGGAGGAAUGAAACUUUCUGCCCCCUGAGCUGCGGCCCCAACAGUCACUAUGAGCCCUGUGCAGACCCCUGUCAGGAGACAUGUUCUGGAAAACCUCCUUCCUGCGGUGGGCCCUGCUCUGAGGCAUGUGUGUGUAAUCCUGGCUAUGUCUUGAGUGCUGGCAAGUGUGUUAAGAAGAAUUCAUGUGGUUGCAAACACACCAACGGCCAGUAUUAUGAGCCUGGAGACGAGUUUUAUGUGGAGGACUGUAAGCUGAAGUGUAGGUGUGAUGCUCCCUUUGUUACCUGUGUGGCCGCUGAAUGCCCCCCACUGCAUGAGUGCAAACUCCAGGAGGGAGAGCUGGGCUGCUAUCCCACCGGCUCUCAGGACUGUGUGGUGUCUGGAGAUCCUCAUUACAACACGUUUGACAAGAAGUUCUACAGCUUCAUGGGAACAUGCACCUACACACUAGCCAGAACCUGCAAGAACCACACAGGGCCUUGGUUCUCCGUGGAGGGGAAGAAUGAGGAGAGAGGAGUACCAGGUGUGUCCUACCUGAGAAAACUCUAUGUGACUGUGAAUGGAAUCACUGUGACCCUGAUGAAGGCCAGGAGGACUCUGGUGAAUGGGCUGAGAGUGGCCCUCCCUCACUCCCCAUCUCCCCUUAUCUCUCUCAGUCUCUCCGGUCAGUACAUCAUCCUGCAGACACCAUUCGGCUUGCAGGUGCGCUGGGAUGGAAACCAUCACGCCCAGAUCACAGUUCCCAGUUCCUACUAUGACCAGAUGUGCGGUCUCUGCGGUGACUAUGAUGGGAACCCAGAGAAUGAUUUCACCAAACCAGAUGGUACUCUGGUGGGAAAUGUCAAUGACUUCGGGAACAGCUGGCAGACAGAGGAGGAUGAGGAUGACUCGUGUACCCCGGGAACCAAGCCUGACCCCGACUGUGACCCCAAACUUGAAGCUGAAGUGGUGAAACCAGACAAAUGUGGCAAAAUCAAAGACCCUGCCGGACCCUUCAGGGAGUGUAUCAGUGUGGUGAAUCCCACUCCAUUCUUCCAAAGCUGUGUGUAUGACAUGUGUCAGUUCAAUGGUCAGCAGCAUGUACUGUGUGACCAGCUUCAGGCCUACACUGAUGCCUGCCAGAGCGCCGGAGCCAAGGUUCACCCGUGGAGGACUCCAGAAUUCUGUCCCCUGGCCUGUCCUCCCAACAGCUCCUACUCUCUGUGUGCCAGUUCGUGUCCAGAGACAUGUCUUGGUGUGGUCGGACCGCCUGGCUGCGAGGACGUAUGUGUGGAGGGUUGUGAGUGUAACCCGGGUUUCGUCCUCAGCAAUGACAAGUGUGUGCCACUGAGGGACUGUGGCUGUGUGGACACCAGUGGAAACUAUCACCCUGUGGAUGAUAACUGGUACUUGGAGGGCUGUGAGCAGAAGUGUGUGUGUCACAGUGGAGGUGUGAUCCAGUGUCACAACAGCAGCUGUAAACCAACCACUGAGAGCUGCCAGCUGCAAGAUGGAGAAUAUGAAUGUCGCCCGCUGGGAAGUGGUAUCUGCUCAGUAUCUGGUGAUCCCCACUACACCACAUUUGACAAACACACCCACCAUUAUAUGGGAGCCUGCUCCUACACCCUGAGCAAACCCUGCAAUGUCUCCUCCGGCGUGCCGUACUUCACUGUUGACACCCAGAAUGAGCACAGAGGAAGCAAUAAGAAGGUUUCCUACGUGAGGGCUGUGGUGAUCAAUGUGAAUGGUGUGACUGUCAUCCUCGGCAAGGGCCGCACAGUCCAGGUCAAUGGAACAGUGGUCGUUCCACCUGUGACUUCCAUCAGUGGAGUUAAAAUCUACUUGAGCGGCAAGUUUGUCGUCCUGGAGACAUCCUUCGGCCUGAGGGUGCGCUUCGAUGGUAACCAUCAUGCUGACGUCACCCUGCCAACCUCCUACAAUGGCUUACUCUGUGGCAUGUGUGGCAAUUUCAAUGGAAACUCCAAAGACGACAACUUGAAACCAGACAAUACACCAGCUGCGAACACCAAUGAACUGGGAGACAGCUGGCAAGUUCCUGACCCACGGCCUGACUGCACCAACGGUGGAGGACAGGAAGACUGUGAUGAAAAGGUGGAGGAGGAGGCAAAGAAGCCCACCAGCUGCGGCAUGAUCACCGAUCCUAAUGGUAUCUUUAAGCCCUGCCACUCCAUUGUGCCCCCCGAGCCAUACUUUGGAAACUGUGUGUACGACAUGUGUGCCACUGGAGGUCAGACAGUGGCUCUGUGCCAGGCCAUAGAGAGUUACGCUGACAUGUGUGCUGCUGCAGGAGUCCCCAUUGCAUGGAGAAAUAACACCUUCUGUCCUCUGAAGUGCCCUCCAGGCAGUCAUUACAACCCAUGCGGCCCUGCCUGCUCCCAGCCCAGCUGUCAGGACCCCGCGGGCCCCGGUGGCUCCUGCAACCAGCCCUGUGUGGAGGGAUGUGUCUGUAACCCUGGCCUCAUCCUCAGUGGAGAUAAAUGUGUCCCACUCAGCGAGUGUGGGUGUACUGAUGAAGAUGGACACUACAGACCUGCGGGAGACAGUUGGUUCACAGAGACAGACUGCUCAGAGCGCUGCAGGUGUAACGGUAACCACAACAUCACCUGUGAGCCUUGGCAGUGCAGCCCUGCACAGGAGUGUAAGGUUGUAGAUGGAGUAUUGGACUGCCACUCUACAGGUAAAGGAGUGUGCCACGUGGCUGGAGAUCCUCACUACUACACCUUCGAUGGAGUGAUGCACACAUUCAUGGGCACCUGCACUUACACUCUGGUGGAGGUGUGUAAUGCCACUAAGGUAACUCCCUUCAGGAUAGUGGCUAAAAACGAAGAGCGCGGUCAACCAGAUGCCUCCUAUGUCCGCUCUGUCAAAGUCUACCUGCCCCAUGACAACAUGGUUGAACUGCAGAAGAGUCGCAGAGUUCUGCUGAAUGGACGGAGGGUGCGAACCCCAGUUUCCAUCGACACGUCUGGAGCCAAGGUGAUAACCAGUGGAUCCUACAGUCUGCUGGACACAAGCUUUGGUCUGCAGGUGAAGUUUGACGGAGUCCAUCACCUGGAGAUCACUGUUCCUGGAGAAUACUUCAACAAGCUGUGUGGCAUGUGUGGGAACUACAACCACAACUCCUCCGAUGACAACCUGAUGCCCAACAAGAAACCAGCCAAGGAUGUGAUUGAACUGGGCAACAGCUGGAAAUCAGAAGGAGACAGUGAUCCUGACUGUCAGCCAGACACUCGCCCAGACAUCCACCCCAACUGCACUGCAGAAGAAGAGAAGCUGUAUGAGGCUCAGUGCGCCGAAGUCAUCCUCUCCGACCGCUUCAAGCCCUGCCACUCUCUGGUGCCCCCCGAGGCCUUCCUGGGUAACUGCAUCUAUGACAUGUGUGAGUAUGACGGCAUGCAGGCGACACUCUGUGACAACGUGGAGGCGUACGCUCAGGCCUGUCAGAGCGCCGGAGUCACCAUCAGCUGGAGGAACAACACCUUCUGUCCCAUUCCUUGCCCUCCAAACAGCCACUACUCAGACUGCACUGCCCCCUGCCCCCCCACCUGCUCCGACCUCUUCCCCAUCUUCUGCCACCUCCCUCCCACCACCUGUGUGGAGGGCUGUCAGUGUGACGCCGGCUACGUCCUCAGUGACAGCAAAUGUGUGCCUCUGGAUAAAUGUGGCUGUCUGGACUCAGAUGGAGAAUACCAUGAUGUGGGAGACACAUGGCUGACAGAUAAGUGUGCUGACUCGUGUACCUGUAAUCUCGGUGGCAAAAUCACAUGUAAGGACCAUACCUGUAAUUCCAACUCAGUGUGUGCCCUGGACAAAUAUGGAGACCUCUUCUGCAAACCCACCAAGUUCGACAAGUGCAGCAUCUCUGGGGAUCCUCACUACCGAACAUUUGACGGUUUCAGCCAUCACUUCCAGGGUCCAUACACCUACAUCCUAGCUCAGGGCCACAACCUGCACAACUCCCUGUCACCCCUGGUGGUGAGAGGGAAGAACAUCAGACGUGGGGGAAACAGAAGGGUGUCGUUCUUGGAUCAGAUGUACAUCGACGUUUACGGCGUCAAUGUUCGCUUCCUUCAGAAGAAGAUUGUCCUGGUGAAUGGGGAGCGUGUUGCACCUCCUCUCAGUCCAGUUGAUGGGUUGACGAUCACGAUGAACUCCAGGCAGGUCCAGCUCACUACUGACUUUGGACUCACUGUGCGCUUUGAUGGCAACAUGCGUGGAGAGAUCAUCCUGCCCAGCACCUAUAAGAACUCUGUCAGAGGGCUGUGUGGAAACUACGAUGGCUUUACUAGAAAUGAGUACAUGAAGCCAGAUGGAACAGUGGUGCGGGACUUGGACACGUUCGGAGAAAGCUGGAGGGUCAGUGACCGACAGGCUGAUGGACUGAAGAUCUCCAACCUUCCUCACACGGUCCACAGGCGAGAGGUGGACACUGAUCCAGAUUCAGGAUUUGAGACAUCCGACUGCUCUCAGUCUCAGCUCAAUGACUACAACAGUGUGACUCAGUGUGGAGCACUGUCUGACUCCAAGGGGCCGUUUGCUGUCUGCCAUGCAACCCUGCCACCUAAAUCCUAUCACGAUGACUGUGUGUUUGACCUGUGCGCUGAGGAUGGCAGCACAGCGCUGCGUUGUGCCAGUUAUGAAGCAUAUGCUGCAGCCUGUCAGGAGGCCGGAGUCAAACUGGGAUCAUGGAGGAAGCAGCUGGGCUGUGUCCUCUCCUGUGGUGCCAACAGCACCUACUCCCCCUGUAUGUCACCUUGCCCCGCCUCCUGCGCCGACUUGGCAGCACCCUCCGAGUGUGACACCACUUCCUGCCAGGAGGGGUGCCAGUGUGCAGCCGGCUUCGUCAUGAGUGAGGGGAACUGUGUGCCAUACACACAGUGCGGCUGCACCUUCCUCAACAGAUACUACACUCUGAAGGAGAAGUUUGUGACUGAGGAUUGUUCUGAGGCUUGUGAAUGCACCAGCACUGGUGCCGUGUGCCAGCCCAAGACCUGCCAGGCUGGUCAGGUCUGCACCAUCUAUAACUUCAAACGGGAUUGCUACAGAGCGAGUCCCUGCCUCAGUUACCCUUGUCUGAAUGGAGGAACAUGUAAGGAAGCCAGCAACAACACAUAUACCUGUCAGUGUGCAGAGGGCUUUGAAGGCACAAACUGCGAAGUGGAGAUAACAGAAAGCGGAGGACUGGAAACCAAGUGGAUCAUCCUGAUAGCCGUCCUGGUGGCAGUCGUCGUCAUCAUACUUGUGGCCACCAUUGCGUGUGUUUGCAAACAAAAAUCCAAGUCACACGUUUAUGUAAUUCAGAAGCAGCAGUCGUCUCACACUGGGAAAAAGAAGAGCGAGGAGAAGAAGUUCAGCAUGAAAUCAACAGGUGUUCCAUAUAAAAACAUAGAUGACCUACAGAAUGAUAAAGUGACUACUAUGUGAUGACAUACUGUGUAGCCUCUUUCUGUGAAUGUAACAAAACACCUGCUCUAUGAGGCAAACAUGAAUGAUGUGUAUUCAAGUGAAGUGUAUUCAACAGGCCUCAAAGAAAGAAUAAAACUGUAAGAAAGGAAGGAAGUCUUGUGAGAGUUGUGAAUAUUAUAUAAUGUUUGUUCAUAUGCCCAUGUUUUGCUUUCUUAACUUAUGCUUUUGGA